Molecule: messenger RNA, 1095 nt
Organism: Euleptes europaea (tarantolino)
Lineage: Eukaryota; Metazoa; Chordata; Lepidosauria; Squamata; Sphaerodactylidae
Exons: 1
Coding region: 1-1095 (364 amino acids)
Biological process (GO): DNA integration
Molecular function (GO): nucleic acid binding
Source: RefSeq, a predicted model, not a curated record
AUGAAGGUGCUAGCCAGGAGCUACGUCUGGUGGCCAGGCAUCGAUGCCGCUGUUGAAGAGUGGGUCAGCCGGUGCCGACCCUGCCAGGAGUCCCGACCGGAAAUGCCACAGGCCCCGACUCAAUGCUGGGAAUCGACCCGCACUCCCUGGUCCUGCAUACAUAUUGAUUUUGCGGGCCCCUUUCAGGGUAAGACUUUCUUGGUCGUAGUCGACUCCUACUUUAAAUGGUUGGAGGUAGUCACCGUCCCAUCCAUGACGGCGCGCGGGGUUGUCCGGGAGCUGCGCCGCCUUUUCGCGACCCACGGCCUGCCGGACACGGUGGUCUCGGACAACGGGGCACAAUUCACGUCGGCCGAAUUCCAGGACUUUAUGGCAAGGAACUUGAUUCGCCACGUGACCUCGGCGCCUUUCCACCCAUCCACCAACGGCCAGGCUGAGCGGAUGGUCCGGACGACAAAAGAAGCCCUGCGGCGACUCGCCCAAGGAGACCGGGACACAAGCCUGGUGGACUUUUUACUAGCCCAGCACGUCACCCCAAGCUCCGUGACCGGGAAGAGCCCUGCCGAGCUCCUGAUGGGUCGCCGACCUAAGACGCUGCUCGACCGCCUACAUCCAGACCUCACACCCGAUAAAACCAGCCGAGAGGCACCUACAGCCGCCCCGAGGGUCGUCGAGCAGGAAGACCCCGUCUAUGCCCGGAACUACGGGGCCGGGCCGGCAUGGAUCCCGGCCACGGUCCAGGAAGCAACCGGCCCGGUACCAUACCGGGUCGCCACCCCGGAAGGCCGCUGCCUGGCUGACCUCAACCCUGCCACGGUGACUCCAGUGCUCCCCAGCAUUGCGGACCCGGAGGUCGCCGGAGCAGCGGACCCUGAGCUGAUAGGUGAGUCACCAACAGCCUCAUGGACCGCAUUCACCGAUGCUCAGGCGGGGGAAGCAACCGCCACCUCGGGCACGAGCAGCGGCGUAAUCCUGGAUCUAUGGAUGCCCCCAGCUCCAGCAACUCCUGUCCCCGCUCCCCGCUGGUUGCAAUGGGUCCGAACAAGACCGGCCUAUCUCAAGGACUUUGUAUGCUCGAGCAUUGUCUGGACUUAG